Gryllus bimaculatus (two-spotted cricket) is the source of this 5543-nucleotide messenger RNA. The record is from the annotation of a GenBank genome assembly. NCBI's taxonomy places the organism in Eukaryota, Metazoa, Arthropoda, Insecta, Orthoptera, Gryllidae.
AUGUCUGGCUCAAACAACGCAUCAUCAUUGCGCGUGGCGAACGGCCCUUGUCCAUCCCCGGCAUAUGGCUUCGCGUGGGCGCAGGUGAACACGAUCGCCGCCUGGUUCGAGCAGUGGAACGAGUGCGAGCAGACGGUGGCGCUGUACUCGCUGCUGAAGCGGCUGGCGCCGGCCAAGGCGCGCUUCCUCGCCGUCGCCCUCGACCAGAGCCUGGCCGACUGCUCGGAGCUGCAGUUGCACGAGCACCAGGCCAACAACCCGGGAUUUGUGGGGAGUCUUUUGGCCGAGACUAAGGAAACUGCUCUGGAACAGCUGCUGCUUCAUCUGCCAUUGUUGAGGCCUGGCAACUACGAGGCAAAGUCGCGCUACCUGGAUGUAGUGCACAAGGUGCUGAGUCACUCUGUGGAGACUGGUGCUCACAUAGAAGAGGCUCGGCAGCUGCUAUCUUUGACUCAGUGGCUGCGUCAUCUCGAAGACAGGAUGGCUGCGGGCAGCCGGUUGCUACACUUUCCCUGCUCAGAUUCAACGCAGCAACAGCAGCAGCAGCAGCAGCAGCAGCAACAACAACAACUCUCUCAACACAGUGGUGGAGGUUGUGGCGGCAGUCUGCCGAACGGCCCUGGUGGCCAAAGCGGUUGCAGUGGUAGCAGCGGCUGUGGCGGGAGCAGCAGCACUAGUAGCUGGGGCUCCGUGUCGGCUCUGCAUUUUGGACCACAGCUGGCAUGUCAUGGUCCGCACCCUGCUGGCGCCAGCGACUGCUCUGCCGGGCAACUCAAUGGCCACUUCCUGGUACAAAAUUGCAGCUCGGCACCAUUGAUAAGUUCACAAGGCUCAUGUGGAAAUUACACCAAUGGAUCUCAUCCACGUGUGCGACGUAGUAAUAGUCUGACUCCACCAGUUAGCAUUAAUCAGUCAUCGGAUUUGUGGAGUUCACAGAAACCACGCAGCUUUUCGCUCUCAUCAGAGCAUGCUCCUCCUCUGUCUCCCCAGAGCUCCUUGGCCUCGUCCGGCAGCGGCUCAGAGUCUCAUUUGGAUGAGCUGAGGCAGGGGUUUGUGGGCGACGCCACUGGCAUGAAGGAUGUGCCGUCGUGGUUAAAAUCCUUGAGGCUCCACAAAUAUGUAUCGCUUUUCGCGCAGCUAUCAUAUGAUGAGAUGCUGACAUUGACUGAUGAGAAGCUUGCAGCUCAAGGUGUGACAAAGGGUGCUCGCCACAAAAUAAUCUUAAGCAUUCGGAAGUUGAAGGAGCGUUAUCACACUUUGUGUCAGUUGGAGAAGGACGUAUCAGAGGGUACCAAUCUGUGCGCAGCACUGGAAGAGCUCAAAAACAUUUUGCUCUCCCCCAUCAAAGCGAGAGAUGCCGGACCGGCACAAGCAUUGCUUGUGCCGACCUUAUCGCCGGCUCUACCCCUUUCCCCUGUGUCAACUUCCCCAUCCCCUCUGCCUGCCGGAGGGACAUCCACUUCCCCAUCCCCUGCUGCUGCCGGUGCCACUGUCACUCCGACUGUUACGCUGACUGUGACGGCUGCCACUAGUCCGUGUGAAACGUCACAAGAGGAGGCGGUGGCAGCAGCUGUAGAUGCUACCACUGCAUGCCAGGAGAGAGACGAGACUGACAAGGCUUUACAGGUUGAUGCAAGAUGCAAUGUAAAGAUGCAUUGCAGCUUGAGAAAGGGAAGGGGAGAUCUUCUCCGACGAGUAGGGCGAGCUUGUCAGAGUCAAAUUGUGUGUACACAAUUAUUGGUGUCGAAUCGUGCUGAGGAAGAGGCUGCACGCCUCUUCAUGCGCUUGCUGGAACGAGCACUGCAGCACGAGGCCUUUACGGCACAGCAGAAGCGCCGCCUCACCACAUGGAAGUUGCAAGUGCAAGAUGUGUGGAGCCCUCUGACAGCAGUGAUGGCUGCGAGUUUAGGACCAUCGUGCACUGGACCGGGGAUGGGCCAUCGCGGGGGAGAUCAGCGACAUAGUAGGCACAGGUGGCAUAGUCACAGCCAGUUUGGAAGCCCAUCGCUGCCUCAUCACCCACAUCACCAUCACCACAAUGGUUUCCCUCACCAUCUCCCUCUCCACCGACCACAGCAACCACAACCUUCUCAGCAAUCCCCCUCGGCGAUGAAUCGUUUCCCACCUCCACCACCUCCCAUGCCAGGGUCGUCGUCAUGCGCAUCUCGUGCCCUUCUCAACAAGACUGCAUCCCCGCUGCCCGCCUUCUCUGGCGGGGGCCUUUUUCCUCCGUCACCCACUGGUGGGCCUUCAGGCUCCCAACCACCAAUCGGCUCUCAGCACAGAAACAGCCUGACUGUACUGGGUGCUGGCGCUGGUCAGACAGGUCAGUUUUUGGCGAAGAGGCCAUCACUGCAGGACCCUCUGCCAGAGCCGAUGGACAGCCAUUCAACUCUUCAGCGAACACGUUCAGCACCUCUGAAACCCAGCCAUUUCUGUGGCUUGGGGUUCAGCUCAUCCCCAAGUCCAAGCACCUCAACGUCCACAAGUUCACGGACCCCCUCCACAGACGCAAGCGGAGCGAAUGAUCCAGAGAUCAACUCUCGCUUGGAAUCGCUCUGUUUAAGUAUGACUGAACAUGCAUUGGGCGGAUUCAAUGAGGUAUGAGCUACCUUGCUAUUCUGCCUCUCCGCUCAAGUCUUGUCUUCGUGAAUUUUCUCAGUCCCUUCAUGAUUUCAACCAACAUGUGGAGGCUGAAAAAUACAGGUUUUAUUGACGAUUUUAAGACGCUCCAUCAUGGAUCAGCAUGAAUUAGGGCGUCUGUAAAAGACUAGAUCCACUUACGUUCAUUGCCUUAUGGCUGAACUUUUCCUAUGCUUUUAAAAUAAUUAUUUUUUAAAUGUAUUCUAGUUCAUGUGCAAGAUUUUACCUCGAGUUAGUGGAAAGAGGCAACAUGUUUUGUUGAGGUUUUUCUUCCUUAGUAUAUUGAACUCGUAGAUAACUCAAGAAUGAGUUACAUAUUUUUCUGGCUUUGUUUUGUUGUUGUUUCUUUUCUUUCUUUCUAUUUUUAUUUGAGAAAAUUUCUGGUGAGAUUCAAGUCCUUAUGUUCUAUGCAUUUGCAACGGUAUUCCAGGACUUGAUGAUUUGCACUAAUUUCAGGACAAGAAGUUUUGGGUGCCAUUUAAUCAGAACACAUUAUGUGAAUUAAGUGUAUUUAUGCUUUGAUUGAGUGAGACAGAGCUAAUUCUCUACCCCUUUUUCUUGUUUGUUGCAUUUUCAACUUUUUAGAGUACUUAAAAAGUACUAUUAUGAUUUAUUUGAGUAAUUCUAAAUUUUUAUGACUAUGGCCCUCUAUGAGUAGGUGCUAACUUGUAACAACAGAUAACGAAGAUUGUUCUGUUUGACACUCUUUAUCUACAUAAGACUGCCACUUUCUGGAGACAGACUGUUGAAUAACUGGCAGGCCAGUUAUAGGAUGAGCUAUUUUGUGCAUACUCUGCUCCGUACCAGUACAAAGUCCCCCCCCCCCUUUCUUUCUGGGAAUCGGAGGGCUAGAAUCUCGAUUUAUUUUAUUUGCAAUUUACAGACUUGAAGUAGAAGUCUUCUAUGAUGAGUCAUAUGAUUGUUCUUGGGUGUGCAGGCAAUGCUAUAUCAUAGUCUGGUUUCCCCAACCUUUUGGCCAUCUAAUGGCCUUCUUAAGAGCUGAAAUAACAUUUCCUACAGACACAUUUCUACCCUGAAGCUGGCCACAAAUGAGAUAUCCAAAAUUGGCAAGCCUUCCUGGUCAGCUGAGAAUAAUCAUUUAACAAACCUUCCCACAUUUGUGGAUUAGAGAGUAUUGUUUAGCUUGAGGCUGUUUUAAAGGAGGUACAGGAAAGUUGUAGAUCAUAUCCUGCAGAACCUUUGUUAUUUGUAAGAGAAAAUAUUUGUUUUUCAGAAAACAAUUCUAUUAAUUAAUUUUUUGAUGCUGGUACAUCAGAGAUUCAAGAAUAUGCAUGAUUCAUUAUGUUAAAAAAAGUUACCAUUCGUUGUUUCUCAUUGAAUAUGCAAGACGAACAACUUGUUAUACAUUCAUAUGUUUCAUGUCUUCACCCUCUCCAAAAGACUAUAAUAAAUCAGAUCAAAUGUUUAUUUUUAUUUUUAAUGUUUGGGAAGUAUAUGAUGAUAAGUGGUGAUGGAGCAGUUUGUGUUCCAUCUUUAAUAUCUCAUCCACAGCACAGUUAGAUGCCGAUGCUAUAGACGCAUUUAUACAGAAGGGCUAUUUUAUGAUUGUGUCUGGGUCACACAAUUGUGAGUAACUAAGAAAGUUGUUUCAAAAAUUUGCUGAAGAGACAAAAUUCAGUGUUCUGCUUGUCGAAAGCACUUCUCUGCCCUGGAUGCCUCCACCGCUACCCCACUCCACUCCAAACACACACGUGCACUCGCACUUUUUUCCUUCUUUUUCUUUCUUUCUUUCUUUCUUUCUUUCUUUCUUUUAAAUGUAUUUUUGCUUUUUGUAUGACACAUUUGAUAAGAAAGCCUUCCUGUACAAUAAUUGCGAACUAAAUUAACGGUAAAGUUGUUCUGGUAUGCACUGUUUGUAUUUAUGUGUAGAAGUGGAUGGAUUGUAGUCUUUUGCUCACAUAUCUAUAGUGCCUGUAUCUGUUGGCAUUCUUUUGUCAGUCUUUUUUACUUCUUAUUCAAUCUUCCUCACUAGAAGGCUAGAGAAAAGCAAUAGGUUGUUUAGAAAUGCACCUUUUUGCUACGUCUCAUUUUCUCUCUACUCUCCCCUCUCGGAUUGAAGUGCAUUCUAUAUACCUCUGAAUGGAUCAAAAAAUGAUUGUUAAGUUUUUGCCAUACAUCUUCCAGUGCAUUUUGCAUUUUAAUCUUAGCUAUGUAGACACACGUUUUAUUCUUCAAACAGGCCUAAAAUAUUCUGUAAGACCUUGUCGUUUAAUCCCAGUGUGAAGGAUAGGUUGAAGGAAUUGGUUUUUCCCUUCUCCUUUUUUUUUUUAAUAAUAAUUAUUAUUAUUAUUAUUAUUAAAAUUAUUAUAAUGUUCCUCCACUUAAAUGUUUAGCUGCACAAAAAUUGUUUGCUUCUCCAUGAAGUAUUACCCGAGAUCUCUUUGUGUGCAGUUGAGGAAAUCGUUUUUGUUUGGGUUUUUUUCUCCUUUUAUUAUAUUAUUUUCUAAUUAUCAAUAAACUAAAACUAUUACGUAGUUACAAAGUCAAUACGAAGACUGGGAAACAUCAACUUUGCAGCUGGCUGCUAUGUAAGCUGAGUUGAUAAUGUUUCGAACUUCUUGCUUAUAUUAAUAAAAGCAGAACGUUCAUGGUAGUAAAUUAUAGAGUGCUACAAGGAACAGGUUUCUUUGAAAUAUGAGUAAUUUUGUAUGUAAUGACAGUAUCUUAAUAAUUAGAAAAUUGUUCUUGGUGUAGUUCAACCUGUCACUUGAAAUGUUAUUCGGAGGCAGGGUGGACUUUGUAUUGACAGUAGUAGUAGUAGAUGAAUGUUAUCCAUGGAAUUUCUGGAAAACAGUGUUGUUUGGGUCUCAUCUUUUUCACUUUUUUAUUGUAGAUUUGUUUGAAAGAUGAUAGCUUUGUGAGAGAAGCUCACAGAUCUU